AUGGUCUCCAAAGUUGCAGUAGUGACUGGAUCAAACCAAGGUAUAGGAUUCGGAAUCGUUGAGGAAUUAUGCAGACGAAAUGUCGAGAUUGUAUACUUAACGUCUAGAGACGAAGAACGCGGAAGAAAAGCUGUUAAGUCCUUGGAAGAUUCUGGUUUUUAUCCAAAAUUCCAUCAGCUCGAUGUCACUGAUGAAACUAGCGUAAAGGUAUUCGCUGAUUUCAUAAAGGAAAAGCAUGGUGGCGUGGAUAUUCUUAUCAACAAUGCAGGUUUCCUCGAUCCUGACUUCUAUAAGACCACGUACGAAGAUGCAAAGAAAGUAAUCGAUGUUAACUUCUAUGGUAUUGUUCUAAUCCAGAAAUAUUUCUUCCCAAUUCUCAGAGAUGACGCCAGGGUGGUAAACGUAUCAAGUGCUUGGGGGCAUAUCACUAACAUAAAGAAUACUUACUGGAUCCAACGCUUGAUCAAGGAUGAUUUAACCUAUGAUGAUGUACAUGCAUUUAUUAAGUGGUUUUUAGAUUCCGUAAAAGAUGGAACGUUAAAGGGAGAGGAUUUUAUUGAUAAUUCUGUCGUGGCAUAUAGGAUCUCGAAAGUGGCUAUAUCAGCUUUAACAAAGGUUCAGCAAAAAGAAGUAGGUAGGGGAAUUUCUAUUAAUCAUUUGAAUCCAGGAUUUGUUAGAACAAAUAUGACAAGAGGCGGUGGCGAUAUGACGAUAGAUGAAGCAGGAUUGACUCCAGCUUAUCUCGCUCUAGAUAUAGACCAGUCAGUUAAAGGCAAAUACUUUUGGUUUGAUAAAACUGAAGUGGACUGGGCUGAUUUCAAUUUAAACAUAAUUGAUACCUUCGAGGUAUUUGAAAAAGCAUUAGAUGAAGCGAAAAAGAAUUAA
Leptosia nina is the source of this 885-nucleotide messenger RNA. NCBI's taxonomy places the organism in Eukaryota, Metazoa, Arthropoda, Insecta, Lepidoptera, Pieridae. The record is from the annotation of a GenBank genome assembly.